Messenger RNA from Chaetomium strumarium, 1608 nucleotides. Its product is annotated as cytochrome P450. The transcript is spliced from 8 exons. NCBI's taxonomy places the organism in Eukaryota, Fungi, Ascomycota, Sordariomycetes, Sordariales, Chaetomiaceae. The record is from RefSeq and is a predicted model, not a curated record. Bases 10 to 1551 code for a protein of 513 amino acids. Gene Ontology annotation, molecular function: oxidoreductase activity, acting on paired donors, with incorporation or reduction of molecular oxygen; iron ion binding; monooxygenase activity.
CGAAACGUCAUGGAGCAAUUGCGGUCUUUGCUCGCCGAUGACACUGGCGGCAGCCAGAAAAGGGCUGUCGGCCUGAUGAUCCUGGCCGCCGCCCUAGGUCUGCUGCUCGUCCUGCGCGUGUGGGAACGGGACCGUCUCGCGUCGUUCCCGGGCCCGAGACUUGCGGCGUGGACGCGCCUCCACGCCGUGGCCGCUGUGUUGAGCGGGAGAGAGCACGAGAUCAUGCUGGAGGCCCACCGCAAAUACGGGCCGGUGGUGCGGUGGGCGCCUAACACGCUUCUGAUCAGCGACCCGAUGGCGCUGCCCAAGGUGUACCACCUGCGCGCAAACAAGACACCACACUACAACCAGGGACCGAGUGAGUUCAAGAGCAUGGUGGAGGAGAAUGACUGGCGGGAGCAUCGCCGAAAGCGCCACCGGGUCGACCCCCUGUUCUCCGCCAAGUGGGAUCAGAAUGAUGAGCCCUUGGUUGACCGGUUCAUCGCCGAUUGGAUCGAGGCCCUGACGGCCAGGUUCACGGUGCCCAAAAGUCAGGUCUUUGACUUCUCGGACUGGCCCAACUAUCUGGUGCUCGAUAUCGUCUUCAACCGUUUCUUCUGCCGAGACAUGGGCUUCCUCAAAUACGGGGACAAGACCGGGCUGCUGGCCGGCACCCGCGCGAACAACGCACUCAUCCAUGCCCUCGCGCGUGUCCCGGAAGUCAAGAACUUCCUGCUACACAAGUUCGGGCGGUUUCUAGUUCCCACACCAGGUGAUGGGUCGGGACUCGGACAUGUUCUUGCUUUUCGAGACGAAAUCCUCCAGGAGAGACUGUCCAAGAGCGAGAAUAACCCCCAGGUCAGGCUUGACAAGGUUCUGUUCGAUCCAGCCAAUGCAGGCAUGGAGCUGGAAGAAUUCAGGGAGGAUAUGCUGUUCAUCAUCUUGGGAGCCAGCGACACUACAGGGCACAGCAUCCGCUGUCUCAUCCGCAACCUGCUGCAGAACCCAUCUUGCCUCCUUCGGCUGCGACAAGAGCUUGAGGCCGUGCUACCCGUCGGCAGUGCCAACGCCUCGAGCAUCUCCUUCGCCAAAAUCAAAUCCCAGAUGCCGUACCUGACGGCGUGCAUGCGCGAGUCGCUGAGGCACGACCCACCCAUCGUGAGCUACCUGCCGCGCUGGGUCGACAGCAGCAACAACAACGAUAACAACAACGGUACCAGUGGCACGGAGCUGUGCGGGAACUUCGUCCCCGCGGGCGUCGAGGUGGCGUGCUCGCCCUUCGUGCUCAACCGCAGCCGCGAGCUGUUUGGCGACGACGUCGACGCGUUCCGGCCCGAGCGGUACGCCGAGGCCACGCCCGAGUGGCUGGCGAAGGCGGCCCGGUACGACUUUACCUUCGGCUACGGGCCGCGGCAGUGCAUCGGCCAGACGCUCAGCCAGUUCAUCGCGUACAAGGCCAUCGUGCAGCUCCUUUACCACUUCGACAUUGACCUUGUAGAGCCGGGAACGGGCAAAGCGUUCCUGGUCUGGAACUACUCGGGGAUGAGGAUACGGUUGACUAGACGGGUCUGACAUCCGGGCUAGAGGGAAUCUAGGAGUGCAGGUGCGACAUGAGAUGCAAAACGAGCG